GCGGCUUCGCCGGCCGCCGCGCAGCCCGGCGGCCACGGGCGCCGGCUCAGCGCGUCGCUGUCCGUCACGGAGGCCACGGCCCGCCUCCUGGAGGCGCCUGCGCGCCACGGCACCAAGAGGAAGACUUGGCAGGGGGGCGCGCCGCCUCCGCCGCGCCCCGUCAGCCGGCAGCAGUCGACGCGGGCGCGGCAGGCGGCGGUGGUGGUGUUCCUGCGUGCGGGCCGCGAGGACGAGCAGAGCGCCGUCGAGGAGGCGGAGCAAACGUUGCGGGCGAACGGCGUCGACGCCGUCGUGGUCCACAGGGGCAGCACCAUCACCCCCAACGAGGCUCGAGACAAGCUGGAUCUCGUGUACAGGGAGGCGCAGGAGAAGCGCGGCCUGCGCGUGCUGCCCCGGCCGCAGCUGGACCCCAGGAAGGUCCAGCUGCUGUUCGAGACCCGCAAGUGCCGCACCGGGGACAUGGACGACCUCCUGUGCUGCGGCGGCUGCCUGGACCUGGUCAGGGGCAGCAUCACCUGCACGACGGAGGAGGAGGUGCAGCAGCUGUUCUCGAACGCCCUGCGCCUCACGAUAGAGCACGACAACGCCGAGGUGGUCCGCAUCAAGAACGGCUUCCACACCCCCGCGAUUGGCGGGUACUGCGACCUGAAGCUGUUCCUGCUGAUCGUCGCCGACACCAGGCAGCCGCGCGGCCGCUCGAGGUCCAGCGACUCCCUGGCCGGGCAGCCCCCCUCGCGACCUGGGCGGCCCGACGAGGGGGCCGACAACGUGGCAUCCAACGUCUGCCACAUCUGCGAGCUGCAGGUGCACUUGAAGGACUUCCUGGAGUGCAAGAAGUACACGCACAUGCCCUACUGCAUAGACCGCGGGGAUUUCGACGAGAAGUAG
Messenger RNA from Prorocentrum cordatum, 888 nucleotides. Lineage: Eukaryota; Dinophyceae; Prorocentrales; Prorocentraceae. The record is from the annotation of a GenBank genome assembly.